AUGGGCAAAAAGAGAGUUCUCAUCAGUUAUGAUGUCGACGUUGAUGCUGUCUCAGGCUGGCUGGGCUCCUACGGCGGCGACAACUCGCCCAAUGACAUCAGCAGAGGAAUAUUUGCAGGCACCGUUGGUACUCAGAGGAUGCUCAAGCUGUUCGAAAAGUACAACAUCAAGACGACGUGGUUCAUUCCUGGCCACAGCCUCGAAACGUUUCCAGAUGAUAUGGCUGCUGUCAGAGAUGCGGGACAUGAGAUCGGCCUGCAUGGCUACUCACACGAAAACCCGACCGACAUGACGAUUGAGCAACAACAAGAUGUACUAGACAAGACUUACAGGAUGUUGAACGACUUCUGCGACGGCAAACCACCGAGAGGAUGUGUCGCACCUUGGUGGGAGACCAGUGCGGAAGGCGCUCAGCUUCUCCUCGAUUACGGCAUCGACUACGACCACAGCUUGGCACAUCAUGACUGCCAGGCCUACUUCCUCAACACAGGUGAAUCCUGGACCAAGAUCGAUUACUCUCAGAAGGCUGAGACCUGGAUGCAACCUCUCGUUCGGGGCAAGAACACGGGACUAGUCGAAAUCCCAUCCAAUUGGUAUAUCGACGACCUGCCCCCGAUGAUGUUCAUCAAGUCGGCACCCAACAGCCACGGCUUCGUCAAUGCGCGUGAAGUUGAAGAUAUCUGGCGUGAUCACUUCGAAUACUUUUAUCGCGAGUACGACGAAUUCAUCUUCCUCAUCUCAUGUCACCCAGAUGUCUCAGGGAGACCUCAUGCUAUCUUAAUGCACGAAAGGCUGAUUGAACACUUGAAGAGCCAUGAAGGUGUUGAGUUUGUGACGAUGGCUGAGAUGGCCGAUGAGUUCAGGCUUAAGAACACGCUGGCUUCAGGAGCGUUGAUGCCCGCCGCACCUGGCUUGGUCCUGCGGAAAUAG
Colletotrichum godetiae is the source of this 930-nucleotide messenger RNA. RefSeq names its product polysaccharide deacetylase family protein. Lineage: Eukaryota; Fungi; Ascomycota; Sordariomycetes; Glomerellales; Glomerellaceae. Gene Ontology annotation, molecular function: hydrolase activity, acting on carbon-nitrogen (but not peptide) bonds. The coding region runs from base 1 to 930 and encodes 309 amino acids. The transcript has 4 exons. Gene Ontology annotation, biological process: carbohydrate metabolic process. The record is from RefSeq and is a predicted model, not a curated record.